Molecule: messenger RNA, 2022 nt
Organism: Manduca sexta (tobacco hornworm)
Lineage: Eukaryota; Metazoa; Arthropoda; Insecta; Lepidoptera; Sphingidae
Product: nose resistant to fluoxetine protein 6-like
Molecular function (GO): acyltransferase activity, transferring groups other than amino-acyl groups
Source: RefSeq, a predicted model, not a curated record
UGUUCGAUGCGUCAGCCAAGUCCCCACAAGGUCUUCUAUUUGGCUCCUCGUACCAUCUUGGUAAUUUCGACGAAUGCAUCGCUAUUCAAGACCCUGGGGAUAAUGGAGUCACCAUCGAGGGACAGUACUGCCUUGCGACUAUCAACUGGCAACAUGAAGAGGAGAAGAAGGUUCGAACCGGGCGCGGUGAGACGUUGCGUUGGGCGGUUUGCGUUCCCAAUGGCUGCAACGCUAACUCCGUCCAGAGCUUUGUAAGCAGCGUCCUUUCUUACACGGUUGGGAAGAACACUGGAGUUGAUGUCACCGAAAGAGACUGUUAUACCAGAAGACCUAUGUCCAUCACUAAUUUGGAUGUCGGAUUUUUAUCUUUGAUCCUGGUGUUCAUGGCUAUUUUAUUCCUAAGCACACUGUUCGAGAUUGUCACCGUUUACAUGGGAAAGAAGAAGGAAUCUGCUAUCAAAGAUCUUAUCAUCUCCUUCUCCGUCAUUAAUAAUGUAAAGAAGAUCAUCUCCACCAAGCAAAAUUCGAGUCUUGGGCUGGAGUGUGUUAAUGGCAUCAAGGCUUUGGCCAUGAUCUUCAUCUUGGCCGGUCAUGCUUGUCUUUUUAUUGCCAGUGGACCUGUAAUGGAUGCUGCUGCUUGGGAUCGGUUAGUUCGGGAUCCAGUGAAUGGAUUCAUGUUGAACAAUGCAUUGUUGGUGGAUACGUUCCUUUUGCUCAGCGCUUUCCUGUUCAGUCGACUUCUACUUCUAGAACUGGACAAGAGACGAGGAAGGCUUAAUGUUAUACCUAUUCUAGUCUUUAGAUAUAUAAGGGUAACUCCAUCUUACUUAGUGGUGAUGCUGUUCUACAUGACAUGGUUUCCCAAGAUGGGAGAGGGCCCGUUAUGGGAAGAUCGUUUGUUGCUCGAACAGGAGCGUUGCAUGACCUCAUGGUGGACGAAUAUUCUUUACAUUAACAACUAUGUGAACACUGAUAAAAUGUGUAUGUUCCAAUCCUGGUAUCUAUCAGUCGAUACGCAGCUGUUCUUCGUCGCUCCCAUAUUCAUCUACAGCGUUUGGAGCUUUAGAUAUGCGAAGAAGUGUCAUGACUGCAUCUUAAAAGAAGCGCACAUCAAGACGCACAUGAAAAUGAUAACUUAUUUCUUGGGAUUGUUGACUGGAUACGUGCUACAUCGGAUUCAAUCAGAAAACUACCAGUUGUCUGCUACGCUGAAGUCCUUCGGGUGGACGAUCAGCACCAUUCUCGGCGCAGUGACCACCUUCUCUGUCAGCAUAUUCUACCAAGAAUGGUACCAGUACAGCAGUCUUGAAGCAGCCGCUUACAUCUCCCUGCAUAAAGUCGCCUGGGGCAUCGCCAAUGGAUGGUUGAUCAUCGCCUGUGCCACUGGCAAUGGUGGUAUUCUUGGCAAGUUGUUAUCCUGGAAAUUCUUAGCUCCGAUGUCCAGGCUAACCUUCUGCGCUUAUCUGGUCAACGGUAUUGUCGAGUUGUACUACGUUGGACAGUUAAGGCAUCCGAUGCAUAUCACAUUCUUUACUGUGGCGGCGUCGGCGAUCUCCCAUAUAAUAUUGACAUUCGUCCUUGCCAUGAUGCUGUGUAUAACAUUCGAGUCGCCGUUACAUGGGAUAGAAAAAAUACUGCUAAAAAUGUUCGCCGGACCAAAAAGAGACAGCGAUAGUAGCAGAACCGAUUCUGGAGAAUCAUCGAGAAAUACUAGUCAAUCCAAACUAGAUUCAUAGCGUUUUUAAAUGUAGAUAUUGACGAAACGAUACGUGUGUUAGUUAUAUUAUCAGGUGCUAUCAACUAGUUGGUUGACUAGUUGACCAAUUCUCUGCAAGUCGAUCAACCAGUUCGUAUACUGCACUUGCAUUAUUUAGGUUCGUCCUGUCUUGGGAUGGACCGUACAUGCAGAAUAGUGGAUAAUUUGGUUGCAUCUUCGGGGAUAUAAGGCGUUUUUUGAGCCUGCCUACAUAAUGAUUUCAUGUCUUUACGCGAAUGUUAGACUUUCUACUAAAUACAAUUGUA